Messenger RNA from Hevea brasiliensis (rubber tree), 735 nucleotides. Its product is annotated as transcription factor CPC. Gene Ontology annotation, molecular function: transcription cis-regulatory region binding. NCBI's taxonomy places the organism in Eukaryota, Viridiplantae, Streptophyta, Magnoliopsida, Malpighiales, Euphorbiaceae. Gene Ontology annotation, cellular component: nucleus. The record is from RefSeq and is a predicted model, not a curated record. Gene Ontology annotation, biological process: cell differentiation. The coding region runs from base 285 to 539 and encodes 84 amino acids. The transcript has 3 exons.
UAACCGCAAGUCAACUAUGAAUUUGUAUGGUUGGUAGGACCUGUCGUUCGCCGCUUUGGUUUCCAAGGGAUUCCAACCUCUCUGUCUCUUCCCAAUGCCAAAAGCAAUGCCUAAGUUAAUUGCUGGCUUUGCCUACCCCCAUGAAAAUGAAUUUCAUUAAUUAAAAACUUUUGGAGAAAAACAGAGCCCCAAUUCCCUUUUUGAGAAACGAUUAAUAAUUGAUUGUUCGUCUUUCAGUUUUAGCUCACAAAUCCUUCCUCAAUAUAUCCAACGCAGCAGCAGCAAUGGAUAGACGCCGCAGGAAGCAACCCAGGAGUUGCUCUGAAGAGGUGAGCAGUAUUGAAUGGGAGUUCAUAAACAUGUCCGAACAAGAAGAAGAUCUCAUUUAUAGAAUGUACAAGCUUGUUGGAGACAGGUGGGCUUUGAUUGCCGGUCGAAUUCCAGGUCGGAAAGCUGAAGAAAUAGAGAGGUUUUGGAUAAUGAGGCAUGGGGAAGUGUUUGCCAGUCGACGGAAAGAGCUCAAGAAGUCCAAGUCCUGAAGCGUUUCUGAGGAUACUACGUAUAAUUAUUAUCAUUAUUAGCUAGGGAUAUUAAUCCUUCUUCUUCUUCUUCUUCUUCUUGCUAAUUAAUUGAUGUGUGUGUGUGUGACAAUGUCUUUGUUUGGAAGAUGAAAGUGGUGUUGUAGCAGUGAGCAGUGAAUUAUUAAUUAAUGGGAUCAUAUUUUUCUAUCUCUAA